Aspergillus melleus is the source of this 2352-nucleotide messenger RNA. RefSeq lists its product as uncharacterized. The transcript has 6 exons. The record is from RefSeq and is a predicted model, not a curated record. NCBI's taxonomy places the organism in Eukaryota, Fungi, Ascomycota, Eurotiomycetes, Eurotiales, Aspergillaceae. The coding region runs from base 141 to 2138 and encodes 665 amino acids. Gene Ontology annotation, cellular component: nucleus. Gene Ontology annotation, biological process: regulation of DNA-templated transcription. Gene Ontology annotation, molecular function: transcription cis-regulatory region binding; zinc ion binding; DNA-binding transcription factor activity, RNA polymerase II-specific.
CCCCCCACCCAACUCGCCCUCACACGGACUCGGCUGUCCGCUUGUCCGCCGCUCCAUAUAAACUUCUUGCCUACCUGCAUCGCGGCCUCUCCUGUCCGCGUCCUUGUCCGGCUCCAGCCACGUGGAAUGGACCUCCUUUGAUGAUGGUGAUAUCGGCUUCAAGUUCGCCAGCCUCGUCAAGCCAGGCUCUGGUGAAGACCUGCGAGACUUGUGUUCGUGCGAAGAUUCGCUGCUUGCGCACUCCCGGUUCGCCGGUUUGCGACCGUUGUCGACGAUUGAAUAAGGACUGUUACUUCCGUCCUGCCCGCUCCCGCUAUAAUCCUGCGAAAAGAGAAACACGCAUCGAAGCCCUCGAAGGAAAGGUCAACCAGCUUCUAGGCCAAAUACACAAUGAAUCCCAAGCCGGAUCGAGUCCCAGCUUGGACGGUGACACCACGCCGCGGGGGGAAUCCGGAGAGUCGACACGAGUGUCGCAGGAUGUGAUCUCCAGAGAGAUCAUCACUUUCGACCAUGCCGCUUCUCUCCUGGACGGCUUUCGUCGAACCAUGAUGCCGCACUUCCCAUUCGUUAUCAUCCCCGAGAAAAUGACGCUACAAGAGUUGCGCGAACAGAAACCUUUCUUACUGCUGGCGGUUCUUACGGUUUCCCUGUAUCAGAACCUCUCACUGCGACGCAUAUUCAUGGAUGAGUUUCGGACAGCGGUAAGAGAACGGAUGCUGUUCGGAUUGGUAGAGUCACCGUUCGAACUUCUGCAGGGAUUGCUUGUUAGUCUCGGAUGGUCCCAAUAUCUAUACCAACCGCGCCAGUUCACGACUUACUUCCAUCUGGCGUUGAGUAUAGUCGUUGAUAUGUGGCUCGAUCGACCCCCAGAACUACGAAGCUGCUCUCGAUCAGAGUUCGGGCCCCACCAAAUGUCCCCGUCGCAUAUGGCAGCGGUUGCGCGGGAUGAAAAGAGAGCAGUCAUCGGAUGUUUCGUGAUCUCGUCAUGCGUCUCGAUCAUCAUGCAGAAACGGUGCACCUUCCCUUGGACUCCCCACAUCGAGCGAUUCGCCAUGGAAUUGGCACAAGAUCCCGAGUAUCCAAGCGACCAAUUUACCAUUCAUCUCGUGCGGCUUCAGCAUGUUCUUGAGAGAAUUGACGAAAUGUCGGUUGGUCAUCCGCCAGGCAUGCAAGGCCGGGUUGCAGAAAUCGAACGUCACAUCUAUAACUUUCGACAAGAGAUGGAAGACUUCAAGGCCCAGCUAUCGUAUACAAGGACGAAUUGCCUCAUAAUUAGCAUGCAACUCCACACCUUGGAGUUGUACCUGACCCAAGUCAGUCUGUUUGACAAAUUUCAUCCCAUAUCAUCCUACAACUAUCCUUCCCCGACAACCUCCAAUCCAGAUGCACCGCCAUCUUUCCAUCCUCGACGACAAAGGGAGCCUUCAAUGCUCCCUACGUCUAUGCCAUUCCGAAUUGACUCGCUCUGCCGCGGGCUCAUUGCCGCAGAACGUUACUUCGAUUCCGUCUUGACUUGGCCCGUCGGCGUGGAGCAUAACACCAGCUACAUGCAGUGGGUCCAGAUCGGGUUUAUUCUCGCCAUCUCCGCAAAAAUAGCGGUCGCGGCGUCAGACCCGUGUUUCUAUCGAAACGAGCGGGUUGGACCACUGUGCGAUGCACUCAACAUGCCCGUGGUUCUUCACAACUGCAGGAGGCGCAUGCAGGCGCUGUCCAGUUACGGCAUGGACGAAUCAGGCGAGCCAGAUGUAUACUACCACUACGAUCAAUGGUUGCGACAUAUCCACGAAUGGUUCGAUCGGAAUUAUUGUCUGGCGCAGCCGGAUGGCCUUCCGGCACAGGCCCGAGUUCCAUCCUCUGUCCCAUCGUCUGUCCCUUGUUCUGUCCCUUCGUCUGUACCUCCGUCUGUGCCUUCGUCUGUGCCUUCGUCCGUUCCUGCUCCUGCCCCUGCUCCUGUCCAGAUGCCUCCGGCAAACCCGCAGGCCACCAUGCACGUGACGCCGUACUUCUCUCCGCAAUCGCGCGACGGAAGUCAGAUCUCGGUGGACAACACAGGGCUCUCAUGGCUGGACACCUAUCAAGAUGCAACCACGGAAGAAAUCAUGAAUGGAUGGAUGGCGUUAUCGGCGGUACCACUAUAAAUAGGUUGAGAGGGUUAUUUUUGGUUUUGGGUUGGAGCUCGGAGGUUUCUUUUUUUGGUUUCAAAAUGUGGUAUAUUCAUGAUGUAAUUGAUUUGGGUUCAGGUUAUAUAUCUAUAUAUAUUGGAUUUCUUGUGCAUAUUAAUACAAGGCACUUUGAACACGCCGUCCCUUUCGCUAUACCAACUACGCUAUUAUAACUGAACCUUGAAUCAAU